Messenger RNA from Homarus americanus (American lobster), 4335 nucleotides. Its product is annotated as beta-secretase 1-like. Gene Ontology annotation, biological process: membrane protein ectodomain proteolysis; amyloid-beta metabolic process. The transcript is spliced from 10 exons. Bases 57 to 1469 code for a protein of 470 amino acids. NCBI's taxonomy places the organism in Eukaryota, Metazoa, Arthropoda, Malacostraca, Decapoda, Nephropidae. The record is from RefSeq and is a predicted model, not a curated record. Gene Ontology annotation, cellular component: membrane; trans-Golgi network; endosome. Gene Ontology annotation, molecular function: aspartic-type endopeptidase activity.
GUAAGACAUUCCCAGUGUUAGGUAGUGAGAGGUACAACAGAAACAUUCUAAAUGAGAUGACGAGAGGUCUUCACCACCUGCUGAUGGGCCAGUGUGCUGUGUGCAUUAUGGUGUGCAGCAGAAUCCAGUCCACAGCCAGUCACCCACCACCAGUCACCACCUUACCUACUUCACCCCACACAUGGAACCUAUUUGGUAAACCUGGGGAUGGGUACUACACACAACUUGAGAUUGGCACACCCCCACAAAAGUUUAAUGUUCUGGUGGACACAGGAAGCAGCAACCUGGCCAUCGCUGGGGCUGUACACAAAGAAUUGGACACCUUUUAUGUCAGACAGAACUCAUCAACAUACGUGGACCUGGGCAGGGAUGUCAAGGUGAAGUAUACACAGAGCAGUUGGACUGGCCACGUGGGACGUGACCUAGCCCAGUUCCCCAGCGUCCCGGGCACGUUGCCACUUGUGACUGACUUGGCACUCAUCACCGCCUCGGAGAAUUUUUAUGUGAACAACUCUCAUUGGCAGGGGAUUGUGGGUCUGGCCUUCUCAGCACUAGCUCAGCCACAAGGUUCAGUUAUACCAUGGUUUGACGGCCUUGUUGCCCAGAACCAUACUGUUAACUCAUUUACCCUGGAGCUGUGUGGACCGUAUAGAGAGGAGGAGGGAAUAUUUCAUCAUGUGGGACAACUGUUUAUUGGGAAAGACACCGGUGCUUGUCCAUCCCCCACUGUGACCAGCCCCAUCAGACGAGCGUGGUUUUACGAGGUGCUGAUGGUGGCUCUAGUCAUUGGGAAAAAAAUGCUGAAUCUUCCAUGUGUAAAGUACAACACAGACAAGACCAUCAUGGACUCAGGCACCUCUAACCUGAGACUCCCUUCUGAGGUGUAUAAGAUAGUGAUAUCAGAAUUAGAGUUGCAAACUUCUGAAAUAAAUCCACCACUACCACAAGAGUUUUGGGCAGGGAAUGAAGAAAUUUGCUGGCGACGGGAUCAAGAGGUUUGGGACGCUUUCCCCAAUAUAACCAUCCACCUGGCACACAACAACAACUCUGCAUUCGCCAUCACCAUCCCACCACAGUCUUACCUGCGUCCUGCUCAAGACUCAUUCAGCGGUUGUUGGAUGUUGGGGAUUGAUGAGUCUCAGUCUGGUACUGUGUUAGGUGCUGUGAUAUUAGAGGGACUGUGUGUAACAUUUGACCGUGAGAAGAGUGUGAUUGGCUUCUCCGAGUCAGUGUGUGGGCCAUCCAUUACUUUAGGAAAGAUCUACAAUACCACAGACUUAAGAUCGUGUGUGUACGUGCCAGAUGUAGUGGACGGACUGACGCUAGCAUCAUACGUAAUGGGCGCAUUCCUGGGACUACUGUCACUGCCCCUUGUGUUAGCAGGAUUAAGGUGGGCUUGGAGGUCUUUCAUUAGACCGAGCCUAAACCCCGAAGUACCUUUUCUUACCUUGGAUGAGACAAAUACUUGAGAGUUUUAUACGAUAGCUUACAUUUGGUACUUUUUUUAUAUAAAUGUCGUAUUGUUGUUUAAUUGGUAUUGAUAUAUAUCGAUUAAAUGAUUGUAUGAUAAAAGUUAUCAGGUAUUCUGUGGUGUUCAUACAUUAACAGGUCAUAACCAAGGGCUUCUGUCCGUGAUUUAUCAUGAAACCGGUAGUCUACAGUAUUUAUAAGGCUUGUUCUUUUUUAUCAAUAAUUUUGAGACUUUUAAUACUAUUUCAAACUUGUCACUGGAAUACAGUAAUUUAACUCGUCAAAAUAAGUCGUUGUACCUGGUAAUUUACUCAUCUAAACAUUUUCGGUGGCACCCAUUAGUUUUACUUAUCUAAACUUACAGUGGUAUGUGGUAUACUUACUCACCCAAACUUCAAUGGUAUCAGCUAAAAAGGCCAGAUCUUAGUUCAUUACCCUCUAACUCACAGCGAUUCUUGAACAACACCUUUUAAUUAUUACUAACUUACAUAACAAGUACUGUACCGCAUGAGAUAACAGUGUGCAAUAUUCCUAGAUGGAGGAAUGUGUUCAAUUUUUUUUAUUUUAGUGGUAAUAGUAUGUUUAUUUUUAAGUUUUUAAUCCAUUAUUAUAACACUUGCGCUACAGGUGAUGAUUAUGGUUAAGUGACUAAUCGUGUGGAUUGCUUGUUAAUUAAUCUUAAUGAGUUAACGUGAAUAGAAAAAUCGAGCUCGUCAGGAAGAAGGCAAGAAAUAUGUUUAAUGAUUUUUAUACUUCAGAUUUUUGUGACUGCUCGACCCAUGCCAUAAUACUCAUUAAUAAAAAAUUACAGUAUAAGCUCAGAAAUCCACAGGGCUGUUGGAACUAAAGGCUAGCCAGAUUUAUGAAGUUUUCCUAUGUUGGAGUUCCCCGAUGGUAAGUUUAUAGCUCUGUUAGUGAUGUACACCUCCCAAGUAGAAAAUUACCUUGCCCAGGGUGUAAAUGUAUAAAUCUGAGGUGAAAUAAGUACUGUACAGGUAAUGUUAUGUGGUUUUGUAUGUGAGGCAGAUGUAAAUAGGCAAAACAAACUAAUGACACCAAACCCACCUGAAUGAAUUUUUAUUUACAAUAAGUUUGGGUUUGGUUGGUUUGCAUUUAAUUAAUGGUGUUUGUCCACUAUUUUUACUGAUACUUGGUACACUUGUUUCACCUCAUUUUCAUACAUUUAAACUCUUAACUGGAAUUUAAUUAUAUUACCUGCUCUUGAUGUGUGAUACCAAACAAUAACAAAAUAUACAGUUACUGUAGCAGGCCUACAGAUUGGUACACACUGCUGUGUUUUAUAGCUAUAUUGUAACAUAUUUCAGCAACUAAAUUGUAGAAAUUGGAUUUGUAAAUAUUCAGUAAUGUAUUGUAAACAUAACUUGAGUAUUUAAAUAUUUACCUUGUUAGUUUUAAAUAGUAUUUUACCUUGUUAGUUUUAAAUAGUACUUUACCUUGUUAGUUUUAAAUAGUACUUUACCUUGUUAGUUUUAAAUAGUACUUUACCCUGUUAGUUUUAAAUACUGUAGUACAAAGUCAUAACAUACAGGAAUAAGCACUGUCACAAAUGAGGUCCAGUUGAUUACUGUUGACACUAGUGAGGUGCAACACAACCAUCAACAUACUGAACUGGCUGCUGUUAGUGAACUUCAGGUUGAUUUCAGUAUUUGAUUAUUUUUCACCGUCUUAUAAAUUUACCGGUUUUCUUAAUUCUAGAUAACUAUUUAAUUGUUUUCGGAGGAUGUAAAAUACCAUAUUUUCCAUCAUACUAGAUGUACCCAUAUUUUACCAGGGAAUAUCUGGGGAAAACAAAAAGUCUCAAGAAUGUGAGGGUUGCAUUCCAAAAACUAAAAUUCCUUAAACCAAAAACUAUUAAAGGUAAAACGGAACAAUGCAUUCCACAGCUUCUACACUACUGCCCCAGACCAAUUUCUAUCAUUGUUACAAUAGUAAAAUGACAAUCAUCUACAAUACAAAUAUAUAAUACGUUUCAAAUAUGUAGAGACUCCAAUACUCACACACAUAAAGGGUCAUGCUCCCCACUAGAGUGUACAGUAUGUGAUGGUCUUUCACUGUCAUCCUCUCUUGCAGGUUUAUUUAAAAAAAACAAUCUACAGUGAAACCUCUACUUAACGGACUAUGUAGAGAGAAAAGUCCAUUAUAUCGAGGGUCUAUUAGAUGUGAAACCCUCAUCUAAUGGAUUAUAUGUAUAGAGAACUGUCAUAUGGAGGCUUCGCUGUAUUUUGUAUUGUGUAAAUUAUUACAGUAUUAAGGUGGGGUGAGUUUUUGGAUCCCUCUUUUGUUUUUCCUUUUUUUUUUUAAGUAUUGUACAUCUUAUGUGGCGGGAAAUAUAGUACUGUACCUGUGUGUAGAGGAAGGACAUCACUCAAUCAGUGAAUGGACAGGUACAUGUGUGUGUAUGUAAGUCUGCCAAACAUAAAUGCCAAUGAAUUUUAAGUUUGAUGACAUGUUAAGGUGUAUGGUUAUAAAACAGUUGUACUUCACUUUGCUGGAGUAAUCUUUGCAGAGGAUGACCUGAUUGAAGAAAAACUAGUGUCACUCCCCUUCAAUUUCCUGGGGAGACCAAGUACUCAUAACCGGUCGAGUCAUCCUUUGUAAAUGUAUCGGUUAACUGUAUGAAGCAAGACAAUUGUUCCAGAAUGUGAAAAAGUUUACCUUAUUGUAAAUUUUAUAUUUAUUUAUCUAAAUACACGUUAUAGUAAUAGUAUUGUGGUGUUAGUGUGUUCAUUAUGAUAAGAUAUGUACUGGGAGGAUCAAGUUUUGGACCAUGAUGAAAUAUCUGGUGAUACUGUAUUAGGAAGAAAAGGCACACUAUUACUAUUAAUGAGUAAAUUAAAAUACCUG